UGGGUGGGAAAGAGAGAUGGAGGCGCUUGCGGACGGAGCACGAUGUUGAGGCGACUCUCGCUUGUCGAGUCUCGGCUCUGAGGAUUACGGACACUCUCUCAUCUGUUCCUCUGUCACUCCACCAUUCCAUCACUCACUGGAGGAUGCCCAGUUCUGGUUGCACUUCUCUUUCUGACAGGACUACUGCACUUUAUUGGCUGUUUGGUGCUGGAGAACGACUCACAGAAGAGAUCAUAAGCUGCUCAGGCUGCUGAGACUCAUGGAUCCAGAGUCCCGACUUUGGUAGACGUCUCCACUUCUUCGUUCCGCCUUUUUCACUGGCUUGGCAUUCUUUCUUUGCCAGGCAAAGACAAACAGAGGUGGCAGUUUUCCAACUCCAUGUAUUUCUGACUCGUUCGAGGCUGCGAUAGUCGGCAUCUGACAAAGAGAUGACCCAAGAACAGUUCACUCAUAGGAACAAUGUCCAGAGCACCGAGAAACCUCACGUGUACAAAGUGGGCAUCUACGGCUGGCGGAAACGUUGCCUUUACUUCUUUGUCCUCCUCCUCAUGAUCCUUAUCCUGGUCAAUCUCGCGCUCACCAUCUGGAUCCUCAAGGUCAUGAACUUCACCAUAGAUGGUAUGGGUCAUUUGAGAAUCACCGAGCGAGGUCUGAAACUAGAAGGUGACUCCGAGUUCCUCCAGCCUCUGUAUGCCAAAGAAAUCCAGUCCAGAUCGGGUAGCCCUCUUUUCCUGCAAUCAUCAAAAAACAUCUCGGUCAACAUCCUGAACGGGAAAAACCAACUGGUCUCACAGCUGGUUGCUGGUUCUCACGGAGUUCACGCACGGGGCAGGAUGCUUGAGGUGAAGUCGAACACAGGAAAGCUACUUUUCUCCGCCGACGACCACGAGGUUGUGGUGGGAGCUGAGAGAUUACGAGUCCUGGGAGCAGAAGGUGCAGUGUUCAGUAACUCGGUGGAGACGCCACACGUCAGAGCAGAGCCCUUCAAAGAGCUUCGUUUGGAAUCUCCAACACGUUCCCUGUACAUGGAGGCUCCUAAAGGUGUGCAGAUUCAAGCCGAAGCCGGGGACAUCCAAGCCACCUGCCGAAGCGACCUGCGUCUGGAGUCAAAAGACGGAGAGAUCACCCUCGAUGCGAAGAAGAUCAAACUCCUGCGUCUGCCUGAAGGAAAAGCGUCUCCUUCGGCCACCAGACAGCCCGUGUUCGAGGUGUGCGUCUGUCCCAACGGCAAGCUCUUCUUAUCACAAGCAGGAACAGCGUCCACCUGCCAGAUCAGCAACAACGUCUGCCUCUAGACACUCUCUAAACACACACACACACACACACACACACACACACACACACACACACACGCUUUGUCCGUUUCACUCGGACGACUUAACCACAAACACUCGUUCCUCUAAAGAACACGAGGACGACCAGAACUCCAUCCUGUAAAGAUCUCCCGGAUUCGCGUCACCUUUUUCCCUUCUUCCGUUUCAUCCCUUUUCGAUCGAGGUCACAAGGAUUCUCUCCAUCAUGCAGAGAAAGAAAUGUCUCGUGUUUUUUUUUUUUUCUUAGGGUUUUAUUUUUGCUACUCUCCAACUGCAAUAUUGUCCAGUCAGCGAAAACCUUUUUUUUUUUGGAAACGUAAAAAUGGGACAAUCUUGACCGACGGCUGCCAUCGUCCCCGUUAUCCCUUCCUUCCUCUUCCUCUCUCUUCCUCUUUCUCUCUUUAAAUAAAUAAAUAAAUAAAUAAAAAUACAAUGAAAACUGUGCUUGCACCGGGACUGACCUGAUGCACGCUCUCUGUUCAAAGAGGAGAACAGUGCCUGUGCCUUAGCUCAAUGCACUCGUGGAAAGAAGAAGCACAUCUCGAUGACCUUUACUUUACAAAACCCUGGAGUUUGACUUUACGUUUAUUUCAUUUUUAUUCUCUCUAAAAGUCGAUAUUUUUUCAAUAAAAGAAAAAGAAUGCAAAGGAUCCAAAUAACGAUGACGCCAUCCCUUCUGCGUCUAAGUCUUAUUUAUAAGAUUAAAAAAAAAAAGCAAAGUUUUUUAUUUUUCAUUGGCAAAUUUCCAACUCGGAAAAUUCUCUCGAUUGGCAGAAGGUUAGAAAAAACUUUUUUAUUAAUUAAUAAAGAUAAAAAAUUUUACUGAAACACACACAAUUUGGCUUUUGCAUUCUUCAUUAGACGUGUGUGUGUGUGUGUGUGUGUUUGCUGGGGUUUAAAAAAAAAACAAGGUUAAACCACUAGGUUUUAUGUAUUUUAUUCUAUACUUGAUCUUUUAUGAUAAACAUCAAUAAACAAACCAGGACGUUUGAACCAAAAACAAGACAAUAAAUAAAAAAAAGAGGAGCCUGAGUGACUUUGCUGGUUGUUGCAGCUAAAAAUCCACUAAAACGUUCUCCACGAGGUCACGUGUGUAAGCUCACGUGUGUAAGCUCACGUGUCCCGAAUGAUUACAGGAAAUAAAACUUCCUUCCUUUUC
Tachysurus vachellii is the source of this 2472-nucleotide messenger RNA. It is a transcript of the gene sgcd, whose product is annotated as sarcoglycan, delta (dystrophin-associated glycoprotein). Gene Ontology annotation, cellular component: sarcoglycan complex; sarcolemma. The transcript has 8 exons. Bases 429 to 1295 code for a protein of 288 amino acids. NCBI's taxonomy places the organism in Eukaryota, Metazoa, Chordata, Actinopteri, Siluriformes, Bagridae. Gene Ontology annotation, biological process: heart contraction; cardiac muscle tissue development. The record is from RefSeq and is a predicted model, not a curated record.